CAUACAUACGUACAUACAUACAUACAUACAUACAUACAUACAUACACACAUACAUACAUACAUACAUACAUACAUACAUACAUACAUACAUACAUACAUACAUACAUACAUACAUACAUCAGGGUCCGAAAUUAACUUUUUAAUACGGGCGCCAACUGGCGAUCAAGUAUAAAUUUUUGGUCGCCAGAGGGCAAAUUGUGGUCGCCAAAAAUUUCCCCUCUCUAUUUUUCAAAUAAAAGUUUAAACACGAAUAAAAUGCAUGGUAUGGACGUUUUUAUGCUCAAAAAUGGCACUACUUUCGCUCCCGAUACCAGAAAGCAACCGUACGUGUACGAGUGAAGUCUUAUUUUUUCCACAAAUUACUUUUUGGAGAUAUAAAGCUGUCUGACCUAGAACGCAGGAACAGAAAACUGUCUGCCCAUAACUGCACUGAUCAUAUCAAAACUCUAUUUUCUUUCGAUAACUACCACGAAACACGAAACAUAAACACGAGUCAAGCCGCGAUGCCCAUAUCACUGUGACAGUACCAGGCCACAACUGUGCCACAUUACUCGUACCAGUCCACAACGUACAUAACGUAAUUACCGUAUUUCAGCUGAAAACAACAUAGCGGCUUGGAAACGUUCAACUCGUAUUGAUCGUAGCUGUUGUGGAGGUAUUAUUCUGAUUAUUACAGGAAGAUUCGUUUCACUUUUAGAUAAAAAAUAUCACCAGGACAAAAAGUAAGACACCUGUUGUCAAAUAGCUUCGAGGUUUCAAUUCUUAAUCAGUUUCUCCGAACCUUAAAGUCCACAAUAACAACUAACUUUACAAGUCGCUAGCUGGCGACCAGCUAUUAAAUUCUGGUCGCCAGGACUAAAUUUUUAGUCGCACUGGCGACCAGGAAGGCGCAAUUUCGGACCCUGUACAUACAUACAUACAUACAUACAUACAUACAUACAUACAUACAUACAUACAUACAUACAUACAUACAUACAUACAUACAUACAUACAUACAUACAUACAUACGUUUUAUUGA
Porites lobata is the source of this 1018-nucleotide messenger RNA. Lineage: Eukaryota; Metazoa; Cnidaria; Anthozoa; Scleractinia; Poritidae. The record is from the annotation of a GenBank genome assembly.